This is a messenger RNA of Drosophila takahashii, 1765 nucleotides long. RefSeq names its product Ornithine decarboxylase antizyme (gene Oda). Gene Ontology annotation, molecular function: ornithine decarboxylase inhibitor activity. The record is from RefSeq and is a predicted model, not a curated record. Gene Ontology annotation, biological process: positive regulation of protein catabolic process. Lineage: Eukaryota; Metazoa; Arthropoda; Insecta; Diptera; Drosophilidae. Gene Ontology annotation, cellular component: nucleus; cytoplasm.
CGGGCCAGAUUACAGAGAGAGAUCCCAUACCCACAUCUUUUCGAUGUGAAUUCCAAGCGCCGUCGAAGGACCGAAAGCAACGCAACCUGUGAUAGAUAACGAGCACAAACCGAGAGACAGAUAGUAAACUGCAGCUGUGAUAAAUCUUAACCGGAGACUAAUAUUUAACUUGGCAAUGACGACAUCAAGCGAUGUGGUGGCGCAGCCAGAGAGCCAGAACCUCUUGGGCGACCCAGUGUUUAGUAGUGGCUUCGUUAGAAGAGAAUUUAAUGACAGCGGAAUUGCCGAUGGCAAACUCCGCACCAUCUCGACUUCGUCUUGCGCCACGACCAUGUCAUCGGAGUCCUACCGCAUCUCUCUCGGCGUAGGGCCUCUGUGGUGGUCCGAUGUCCCUGUCCACCACAGAACAGAUCACGAUAGGGCAUCGCUCUUAACGGGCUACAGCCGCAAGUCUUCGGUCGACUCGGCUGGUGGCAGCCUGUACGAGGACAGCUCCCGGGCGUCGUCGUUGUCGUCCUCCGAGUCGGACUGCUCCGACUUGGAGUCGCAACCCGACAUCCAUUCGCUGUGCUCGGACGAUGACUGCCAGGAAGUGCUGCGCCAGAUCUUGCAGCACGACCAGCCGGUGCAGAUCACCAUCAAGCUGCACGUGACCGAGGACCAGUACACCAAUUGGAAUACGAUUCUGAACCCAGUCAACAACUUGUUGUACGUCGCCCUGCCGAAGGACCUUCCGCCGGCCGGCUCCAAGCAGACCUUCAUCUCGCUCCUGGAGUUCGCCGAGGAUAAGCUGGAGGUGGACGGCAUCGUGAUGGUCAUGCCCAAGGAUCAGCCGGACCGGGCCCGCCUCAUCGAGGCGUUCCUGUUCAUGGGCUUCGAGCCCCUGUCCAGGAAGGCACCGCAGGCACCGCCGGCCGCCAUCAACGACAACGAGAACCACUAUUUCUUGUAUAGCAUCGAGGAGUAGUUCGACGGCAAGGGGACGAUUUUCGCCACAGAAACGAUCGAGGAGAAGUUUAAUCAGCAACAAUCCAAUAUCCUGUCCGUAGUUUCCGCAAAUAACUUUUAUUAGCUCACCCUAGAUCCCCAGACCCAAUGACAUGUUGAGCCCAAUGUGUUCAGUGAAAAGCAAAUCAAUCCUUUUUAAAUCUUCGCGUUUACGUAGUCGAAAAUCGUUUGGAAAUUGUCUUUGAAGCGGCUUCAUUUAUUGGUAGACUUUCAACUAUGGCCAGCCACGUUAAGAGCCUGAUCGCAAAUUACUAUAUUAAACUAUAUCGAAAAAAAACGAAAGAAAAUGUAAAAAAAAUGUUAAAACUAGAAAAUGUCAACAAAAAAAUGUAUUAAUCCUAAGUUUAUUCGUGAAUCAAUAUUUUGUAUUUAUGUUUUCGCUUUUGUUGUAAUCACAAUAUUUCUUUUCAUGUUUUUCUAUACUCUAUACUUUAUACUUAAGCUUAUAUAUGAUGUAUCGUAAUCCCAAUUGUUUCACACUAGAAAAUAUUAUAUAUAUUUUAUUCACUUUUUGUAUGCCUAAUGCGAUAUAACGGAAAAGUAGAAAAGUUUGAGGAUAGAAAGGGAAACACAUAUUCAUAAAAGCUACUUCACAUACGCCAGCAAAAAAUCCAUAUACACACGAUAUCCAAUAUUAAUAAACUUAUUAAUCAAUAGAUUCCACACCACGCAAGCAAACGAAAGCAAUUCUUUUAUUUAUUCCACUUUGUAUAAUUUUCUUGAUUCCAAUAAUAAAACAUAUGACUUAACAAAAUUA